GCAGAACAUCUCUCAGCAAUGUAAACUGCAUUCUUGGCCUUUGCUUUCCAGUGAUGAAGCAUAGACAAAUUAAGACCUGGCUUAUCCACAUCCUCCAGGAGUGACCAAAGACAUUCCAACGUGUCACUACCGAUCUCCUCCUCAUUCACAUCGCAUGGUUCUUGACGGAGUGAUCACUGACAUUCUACCUGUAUAUUUUCACUAUCGGGUAUGUAAGGUCCUUUGCUGUGAUUCAGAGCUGCCUUUGUGGAUAACAGACAUUUGUGGUUUAACAUAGUUUGCAGUAUUAUUUAUUACACGGUUUACCUGCAAACUGGAGUUGAAAAUAUCAAAAUCCUACAGAUUUUGUAAAUAAUUGUAGAGAUCUCUUACGUACAUUAUACUAGCACAUAUCAUGGCGACACUUGAGCAUACUGUUUUGCAAAGUUUAAAGUGUCCGGUUUGUUCUGGUUUGCUGAAUGAACCAAAACAACUGUCAUGUACACACACAUUUUGUCAAAAAUGUAUUCAAGGUAUUCUAGCAUGCUCUGUACAGAGGAAUACUUUAUCAUGUCCAAUAUGUAGCAACCGAACUAAUGUCACAGAUGGCGAUGUUGCGAAUCUUAAAAUUAAUACACCUGUUAAGUCACUUGUUGAUGACUUCAGGAAUAGUAGGCAGCUCUGUGACGUGUGUGACAACCGAGCAAGUGCCACAUACUUCUGUUGCGAGUGUGCUAAGAACAUGUGUAAUGAAUGUCUGCAAGCUCAUGACACAUGGAAACCUAAUCUUAAUCACAAAGUAGUGAGGGUUGAAGACAUCAGGAAGGGUAGGGUAGUCUUAAAGAAGAAGGUUUACUGUCAAGAAGAAGUACAUAAAUCUGAAGAGUACGAGUGCUCUGACGUAUGCACGACAUGUAAGAAGCUCAUUUGCAUAAGAUGUCGUAUGCUCUACCACGAGAAAAAGGGCCACGAUGUGGAAGAUAUACGACAGCACAAUUCGUCUUUCAAGAAGAGCUCUGAGUUACUUCAGGGUACAGGAAAGAAAAAAGUUACAAGAGUCAAGAAUCAUAUGACCUGUAUUGAUAAUCAAAUCAAACGUGUUCACAAUCACAUUAAUGCGGAAAAUGUGAAGCUUGACAAUAUUAGUGAAGAAGCUAUGAAGAAAAUAAAUGAGAGAAAUGCUACCUUGAAAAGGCAAUUAGAAGAUCAGAGAGAAAAAUUAUGCAAGAGUUUAAAUAAUAUGAAAAUUGAUGAUGAGAGGUUGAUUAAGAGUAUUGAGAGUGCGAGAGAAUUGGUGAGUAAUACUUUGAAAGCCCCACUAGAAGGAGAUGUUGUAGCGAUUCGUGGUUCAUUGAUUGGUGAAUUGAAGAAUGUACUAGAUAGAGAUGAUCCAAAGGUAAAGGUUGCUAUUAAUGAAGGUGAUCAUGCAGAGGAACUGACUUUUACACCGAGCUGCAAUCCUGAUGCAUUAUCAAUGGGGGAACUGAGGAUUGUGAAUUACGAGCCCGCGAAAUGCAAUGUACUACUCUCAAAGAAAGAUAGUAUGAAUGGCAUGGUGACUUCAAAGAAUGGCAUAGUUGCUGUUGGAUCAAGAUUUGGAGGAAUCGAAAUCUACUCUGCUGAUGGUCAGCUGCAGAAGACAGUCAUUAAAGAUUUAUGGAUACGUGAAAUAGGAUUCCUCUCUGAUAGUCGAUAUGUUUUACUUGAUACAAAUAAUAAGAUAUCACUGUACACAUCAGACGAAGAGAAGCAGGAUCUAUCAUUCGAUACUAUAGGGGAUAGUGAAGGUGAGUCUGGUGGUCUCACUGUAGACAGCAAUGAUCUGAUCUAUGUUAGCUACAGGAAAGCUAAGAAGAUCCAGGUAUUCUCACCAUCAGGUGGGAAGGCUAUCAGGGAGAUACCAUGCGAUUGGUAUGAACCUGCACAAAUCAAAAGUUAUGGUGAUUCAUUGAUCGUUAAGCAGUUCAAGAAUCGAAUAGCACGUAUUGAUAAGGACGGUAAUAUAAUGCAUAGAUUAUGGAAACCUAAGGAAAUUUACCUCGUUGCUGAUGUGACUAAAGACAAUACAACCCUGAUUGCCUCUGUAAGACACGAGGACGGCCUGCUCAAUAUCGAUGAGUACACCGGUGAGCUGAAACACAUCAAGACUCUUAUAUCUGAUUACAAGAUUGAAAAACCUGAGAGAGAAUGGUAUUACCUAAGACAGUUUCAAUCAGGAGAGAUAGCUUUCUGUACACCGGAUAGGCUCUAUAUAUUUAACCUAGUUACUAGUAAAGUUACCUCGUAAGAAUAUUAUGUUUCGACCUUCAAGCGCCAAUUAUUUUCCUACUUUACAAAUUCAUCAAUUCACCAGUAUCAAUGUUAAUCUUGGUAGUUAUGUUCCAUUAAUGUCAAGAAUCAAGAAUCUUAAUUCAUUCCAUUCGAUAAAAUAAUCACGUGUACAAAAGAAUAGUAAAACGCAAAAGUACAUGAUAUACAACCAUAAACAAUUCAUAAUUAUUACACAUAGAGGAGCGUAAUCGAAUGAAAUAUGGCACUCUCCAAAAGUUAGAAAAGAAUUGAACGUCAUUUGAAGAAGCUCUGCCCAAAGUUGUAUCCCAACUGUAUCAUUUGUAACAGUUUAAGGCAUGUCUGGUUAGUGGUUACGUAGAUUUCACUACUCCUACAUUAAUAUUUACCAUUCUUAACAAAAUAGAGUUUAACCGUUUAAUACUGAAAUUUCCAUUUUUUGUAGAAAAUAUUUGAACAAAGUAAUUUCUUUCUUUGAAAUUAUAAUUAAUUUUACACAUUACACAUAUUUCUUAGUUAGAAAGAAAUAUGUUCCAACAUAAAUACAUGUGUAUGACAUCAAAUCAAUAUUGAAAAGUGAAAUACAACUGAAUACGUUGAUUAUUCCCAGGGGCGGAUCCGGGAUUUUCCAAAGGGGAGGGCGCAAAUUUUUCGGAGGGAAAUUUUAACGAGGAAAUUAAAAAAGAAAAAAAAAAGGUCUUCAAUUUCAAAAGAGGGGGCACACCUCUGUUUUAAUGGAAUUUUUACAUAACACAUUUUAAUUUUGAUUCUCAAGGUGGUGGUGGGAGGGACGGGCCGGGUGUACCCCCACCCCCCCCCCCUGGAUCCGCCAGUGAUUAUUCCGAAAGAUUAAAACAUAUAAUCAUUUCAUGAAUAAUGUUUACUUGCUUGAUGAAGUAAUAAAUGCUCUAUGAGAUACUAGUAGACGACUGACGUUGAAAACGUGACCAGUAAUGAGUCUGGUAUCCUUACGUACAAAUAAAAGACUUUUAAAAUGUAUGAUUUAGGUUGAGAUGGGGAUUAAUGUUUACAAGUCCAAAAUGAUGCAAGUACGUAUCUUGGGGGGAUAGGCCAUGACAUCCUCAGAGCAUAAAAACAAGGAAACAAUAAAACCUACAAUCUAAGAAAAUCAAAAGCAAUGAUUAGUUGCAAUAUCAAACAGUUU
This is a messenger RNA of Lytechinus pictus (painted urchin), 3433 nucleotides long. RefSeq names its product E3 ubiquitin-protein ligase TRIM45-like. The record is from RefSeq and is a predicted model, not a curated record. The transcript is spliced from 3 exons. Gene Ontology annotation, molecular function: zinc ion binding; ubiquitin protein ligase activity. The coding region runs from base 395 to 2266 and encodes 623 amino acids. Gene Ontology annotation, biological process: protein monoubiquitination. NCBI's taxonomy places the organism in Eukaryota, Metazoa, Echinodermata, Echinoidea, Temnopleuroida, Toxopneustidae.